GCACGCACGCGCUUAGCUGACGAGAAAACGGCGUCUCUAGAGAACUUGUCCAAAGGGACUCGCCUUAUCCCUCCCACUCCCACUUAACAGACAUGCUCCUCCUAGUCCAACCCCUGACCCUGAUCUAGUGUACGUCAUAGUUCCUCUCGCCUCCUGCAAGCCGCUUUCCUAUGGGCCUGGUAACUUCGCAACAGGCCUGUGAUUGGUCAAUUGUGAGGAGCCGGGAGAGCGGAUGAGGAAUGAACGUCCGGGGUUGGGCAAAGCUUGAAGCCCUCCAGUGGGUUCCACCCCUUCCGGAGAGAGCGCGUGAUGAGUGGUUGUUGCUCCUGUCCAAUCAACGCCGGGUUAUUGGAUUCAAAUCAAGACCCCUGGGGGAAGGGAGCUCCUAGCAGUUACUUGUGGUUUGCUUCUGUGCUCAGGCUUCCCCGGCGUCUUCCUCGGUGCUGCCGCUUGUUGCCGGCGUAGCUCUUUCGGGACUCCGCGCUGCCGUCAGCAUGGCCCACAAGCAGAUCUACUACUCGGACAAGUAUUUCGAUGAGCACUACGAGUACCGGCAUGUUAUGUUACCUAGAGAACUUUCCAAACAAGUACCAAAAACCCAUCUGAUGUCUGAAGAGGAGUGGAGGAGACUGGGUGUUCAGCAGAGUCUUGGAUGGGUUCAUUAUAUGAUUCACGAGCCAGAACCACACAUUCUGCUCUUUAGAAGACCUCUUCCAAAAGAACAGCAAAAAUGAAGUUUAUUUGGGUUCUUCGCUUAAUUUUUUUUUCAAACUAUGUAUAUGUGUAUAUAUGGUAGUAUUCAGUGAAUACUUGAAAAAAUGUACAAAUCAUUCAUCCAUACCUGUGCAUGAGCUGUAUUCUUCACAGCAACAGAGCUCAGUUAAAUGCCACUGCAAGUAGGCUGCUUUACGAUGUUUAAGAUACAAUUUUUCUCUAGUCAAUUUUCUCUUUAAUAUAAGUGCCUAUUUGACUUCUCCUUGAAUUACAUUUGUUUAAUAAAGUUCAUAUGUUACAUGUAUGUCUGAGUACUUGCUAAUUGGGGUAGGUGUUGAUGUUCAAAUUUCCAUUGUUAAUUUAUGAAUAUGAUGUACAGUUCUUUCAGUUGUUUUAGAAAUUUAUAAUUCAAGGAAGUAAACUCUUUAAAAACAAUGUAGAAAAAGUUAAAUGAAUGUUAAACUGCAUGAUACAGUAGAACUAGCAUUAAUUUGAACAAUUAGUAACAACAUCUGCUAAAACUGGAAGGCCCCUGCCACAUAGCCUAGCUUUUUCCUUGAAAGGCAGUGAAACAGUCCUCAAGACAGAAUUGGCCUUGGCAGGGAGUAAGGAUCAAAUGACACAACUUCCCAGUUGCCUAAACAUAAAACCCUAGCACAGGAGUAAAGGCUUCUUGGGCUUGUUGAACUUUUGUGACUGAGCGUGCUGCAGUAAUACGUAAAUGUGGUGGAUUGGGCAGGGAUGUUUAGGGGAAGCUGCCCCCAAUUGAAUCCACAUCUUUAAUCUUUCCAUGCUAUUGUUAAAGUAAACUUUUGUCAAAUAUCA
Molecule: messenger RNA, 1539 nt
Organism: Trichosurus vulpecula (common brushtail)
Lineage: Eukaryota; Metazoa; Chordata; Mammalia; Diprotodontia; Phalangeridae
Gene: CKS2
Product: CDC28 protein kinase regulatory subunit 2
Exons: 3
Coding region: 495-734 (79 amino acids)
Biological process (GO): regulation of mitotic cell cycle
Cellular component (GO): SCF ubiquitin ligase complex; cyclin-dependent protein kinase holoenzyme complex
Molecular function (GO): histone binding; ubiquitin binding; protein kinase binding
Source: RefSeq, a predicted model, not a curated record